AUGGCCGUUGAAAGAAUCAGCUCUAUCGUCAAGCAUUUGACUCCUGGUGCUUCGGGACUCUCUUCAAUUACCUCGAAAAAUGCAGAUGAUAUUGUCAUUACACUUGCCGUUCGCACACCGUUAACAAAAGCAUUCAAGGGAGGAUUCAAGGACACCAAGCUCGAUUACCUUAUCUACUCUCUUCUCCAGAAGGUCCGGGAGAAGUCCAACCUCGACCCGGCCCUUGUGGAAGAUGUCUGCUGCGGAAAUGUCAGCGAUGGUAAUGCCGCAUACAAACUCCGUGCCGCCGUCUUAGCAGCAGGAUUUCCCAACACCGCCGCAGCGUCCAUUGUAAACCGAUUCUGCUCCUCGGGUCUCAAAGCAACGCAAGAUAUUGCGAAUCAAAUUGCCGAAGGUAGCAUCGAUGUUGGUAUUGCCAUAGGUGCGGAAAUGAUGUCGAUUGGAGGCGACAAACUCGAUGGUGCUUUCCAUCCUGAAAUUCUCAAGUGCCAAGAAGCUGCGGAUUGCAUGCAACCUAUGGGACAGACAUCGGAGAAUGUAGGAAAGGACUUCAACAUUAGUCGUGAACAGCAAGAUAGAUAUGCGGCGCAAAGUUAUAUUCGUGCGGAACUUGCGCAAAAGGCUGGAUGGUUCGAUGAUGAGAUUGUACCAAUUGUUGCGGAAGUCAAGGACCCAAAGACUGGUGAAGUCAAGAAGGUUACUUUGACGAGAGAUGAGGGACCACGAUAUGGAACGACAUUUGAGAGUCUUAAUAAGAUUAGACCUGCUUUCCCCGAUUUCGGUGAUAGGUCAACUGGUGGAAACUCUAGUCAAGUCACUGAUGGUGCCGCCGCUGUUCUCCUCAUGAAACGCUCCCGCGCCAUCCAACUCGGCCAACCAAUCCUCGCCAAGUUUGUCGGAGCCACCGUAGCAGGUCUCGCUCCACGAAUCAUGGGUAUUGGCCCAUCCAUCGCCAUCCCCAAACUCCUCACCAAAUUCAACAUCACCAUCGAUGAUUGCGAUGUUAUCGAGCUCAACGAAGCAUUUGCUUCCAUGGCCGUCUACUGCAAAGAUGUUCUCAAGAUUCCCCACGAGAAGAUGAACAUUCGAGGUGGUGCCAUUGCACUUGGUCACCCAUUGGGUGCAACGGGUACUCGACAAAUUGUCACCGGUCUUAGUGAGUGCAGGAGACAAAAGAAGAAGAUUUUGUUGACUAGUAUGUGUAUUGGUACUGGACAGGGAAUGGCGGGUUUGUUCGUUAACGAGCAGUUGUAA
Molecule: messenger RNA, 1254 nt
Organism: Sclerotinia borealis F-4128
Lineage: Eukaryota; Fungi; Ascomycota; Leotiomycetes; Helotiales; Sclerotiniaceae
Source: the annotation of a GenBank genome assembly